Molecule: messenger RNA, 2859 nt
Organism: Trichechus manatus latirostris (Florida manatee)
Lineage: Eukaryota; Metazoa; Chordata; Mammalia; Sirenia; Trichechidae
Gene: MAP3K13
Product: mitogen-activated protein kinase kinase kinase 13
Exons: 13
Coding region: 1-2859 (952 amino acids)
Biological process (GO): signal transduction; protein autophosphorylation
Cellular component (GO): cytoplasm
Molecular function (GO): ATP binding; MAP kinase kinase kinase activity
Source: RefSeq, a predicted model, not a curated record
AUGGCCAACCCUCAGGAGCACCUGAGCUUCUCGUCUCCCCCACACUUAGCGUUGAGUGAAAACAAAACCUUCAGUGGACUACAAGAUGAACUCACCCCUGUGGGGAACCACCCCUCACCCAAGCUCCUGGAGGACCUGCAGGAAAAGGGGAUGGCUCGAACAGAGCUAAUUGAGAACAUGAGCAGCCCCAUCACCACAACAGUGUUGACAAGCGUAAGCGAGGAUUCCAGGGACCAGUUUGAGAACAGCGUCCUUCAGCUGAGGGAACAAGAUGAGUCGGAGCUGCCUGUAUCUCCAGGGGACAGCCGCGCCGUGGAUGGGGAGAACACAAGUGGGACUGAAGACAUCAAAAUUCAGUUCAGCAGGUCGGGCAGUGGCAGUGGUGGGUUUCUUGAAGGACUAUUUGGAUGCUUAAGGCCUGUAUGGAAUAUCAUUGGAAAGGCAUAUUCCACUGAUUACAAACUGCAACAGCAAGAUACUUGGGAAGUACCAUUUGAGGAGAUCUCAGAGCUGCAGUGGCUGGGUAGUGGAGCCCAAGGAGCUGUCUUCUUGGGCAAGUUCCGAGCGGAGGAGGUGGCCAUCAAGAAAGUGAGAGAACAGAAUGAGACGGAUAUCAAGCAUUUGAGGAAGUUGAAGCACCCUAACAUCAUCGCCUUCAAGGGUGUUUGUACCCAGGCCCCAUGUUAUUGCAUCAUCAUGGAAUACUGUGCCCACGGACAACUCUACGAGGUUUUGCGUGCUGGCAGGAAGAUCACACCUCGGUUGCUGGUAGACUGGUCCACAGGAAUUGCAAGUGGAAUGAAUUAUUUGCACCUCCAUAAAAUCAUCCAUCGGGAUCUCAAAUCACCUAAUGUUUUAGUGACUCACACAGAUGCAGUAAAAAUUUCAGAUUUUGGUACGUCUAAGGAACUCAGCGAUAAAAGUACCAAGAUGUCCUUCGCAGGCACAGUGGCGUGGAUGGCGCCAGAGGUGAUAAGGAAUGAACCAGUCUCUGAAAAAGUAGAUAUAUGGUCUUUUGGAGUGGUGCUUUGGGAGCUGCUGACCGGAGAGAUCCCUUACAAAGAUGUGGACUCGUCAGCCAUUAUCUGGGGUGUUGGAAGCAAUAGCCUACACCUUCCAGUUCCUUCCACUUGCCCAGAUGGAUUCAAAAUUCUUAUGAAACAGACAUGGCAGAGCAAACCUCGAAACCGGCCUUCCUUUCGGCAGACGCUUAUGCAUUUAGACAUCGCAUCUGCAGACGUACUUGCUACCCCGCAAGAAACUUACUUCAAGUCUCAGGUCAAACUGGUUCAAGAUUCCUCCUCCCCUCACCGCAUGUUCUCUCGGGAGGCCCCUCCAGCUCUGUGCAAACUGGCUUCAGGCCUGCAUGCUUUGGAUAUCCGUGAGCACUAUGAGAGAAAGCUUGAGCGAGCUAAUAAUUUAUACAUGGAACUGAGCGCCAUCAUGUUGCAGCUGGAAAUGCGGGAGAAGGAGCUCAUUAAGCGUGAGCAAGCAGUGGAGAAGAAGUACCCUGGGACCUACAAACGGCACCCUGUCCGCCCCAUAAUCCACCCCAACGCCAUGGAAAGACUCAUGAAAAGGAAAUGCACACCUCACAAACCGGGGGUACAGACCAGACGGCCAGACCUGCUGCGAUCUGAAGGUAUCCCCAGUACGGAAGUGGCUCCCAAUGCAUCCCCUUUGUCCGGAAGCCCCAAAAUGUCCACCUCAAGCAGCAAGAGCCGAUAUCGAAGCAAAGCACGCCACCGCCGGGGGAAUAGCAGAGGCAGCCACAGUGACUUUGCAGCAAUCUUGAAAAACCAGCCAGCCCAGGAGAAUUCACCCCAUCCCACUUGUGUACACCAAGCUCAGUCCCAUUGUCAUAAUCCUCUGCAGCUCCAAGACCAGCAGCCCCCUCCCACCACGUCUCAGAGCCACCAGCCCAGACUCAACAUGCACGGACAGGACAUUGCCACCUGCGCCAACGACCUGAGGUACUUUGGCCCAGCGGCAGCCCUGCGGAGCCCACUGAGCAACCAUGCUCAAAGACAGAUGCCGGGCUCUAGCCCAGACCUCAUCUCCACAGCCAUGGCAGCAGAUUGCUGGAGAAGUCCCGAGCCAGACGAGGCCUCGGGCCCCUGGGGCUGUUGUCAGGCCGACCCUUACAACCCCUGCCUCCAGUGCAGGCCGGAGCAGCGCGGGUACUUAGACACCCCCUCUGCUGAGCCAGCGGGGAGGAGCCCCGAGCUUUCCAAGUCACCAGCACACAAUCCCCUCUCGGAAAACACCCAGGGUUCUGGGAAAAUGGAAGACAGCGAAUUCAACGGCUGUAGGUCCACGUCGUCCCUCGGCACCCCACAGCACAUCACCCCCCCAGUGCUACCUCGACAAACAAGGCCCCUUCAGAAGAGUGACGACGGCUCCUCGGAAGAGGAAGAAGGGGAAGUGGACAGUGAAGUUGAGUUUCCACGAAGACAGAGGCCCCAUCGCUGUAUCAGCAGCUGCCAGUCCUAUUCAACCUUCAGCUCUGAGAAUUUCUCUGUGUCUGACGGAGAGGAGGGAAAUACCAGUGACCACUCCAACAGCCCUGAUGAGCUCGCUGGUAAACCUGAAGACCACCUGGCAGAGAAGCUGGAGGACCUGCUGUCCCAGACGCCAGAGAUCCCCAUUGAGAUUUCGUCACAUUCGGAUGGGCUCUCUGACAAGGAGUGUGCCGUCCGCCACGUGAAGACACAGAUGUCUCUGGGCAAGCUGUGUGCAGAGGAACGUGGCUAUGAGAAUCCUAUGCAGUUUGAAGAAUCGGACUGUGAGUCUUCCGAUGGUGAGUGUUCUGAUGCCACAGUCAGGACCAACAAACACUACAGCUCUGCUACGUGGUAA